This is a messenger RNA of Ceratitis capitata (Mediterranean fruit fly), 2428 nucleotides long. It is a transcript of the gene csul, whose product is annotated as protein arginine N-methyltransferase 5. Gene Ontology annotation, biological process: regulation of DNA-templated transcription; peptidyl-arginine N-methylation. Lineage: Eukaryota; Metazoa; Arthropoda; Insecta; Diptera; Tephritidae. The transcript is spliced from 7 exons. Gene Ontology annotation, cellular component: nucleus; cytosol. The record is from RefSeq and is a predicted model, not a curated record. The coding region runs from base 67 to 1986 and encodes 639 amino acids.
AGUCUCUUUCGCUCUCUCUCUCAAACCUCGUGCCAAUUGUUGUUAUUUUUCGACAAUUUUUAUUGAAUGGAUUGGCGUCUAGCCGGCAAAACUAAAUUAAAAGUGAAAACAAUGCCUUAUCUCUGCUUACUACAAGAAGGCAAUGAAAGCCUCCCGCGCCUCAUGGACAAAGCUCAACAAAACGGUUAUGCAGUCAUAGCAGCACCAAUAAACACCACUGAAAUACCAUUGGAGUAUGAGGAAGCGCCGAUAUGUGACAAACAAGCAGAAUUCACUUACCCGGAUCUAAUCUUCCCAUCAGAUCACUGGAAUGGUAAAGUGAUAAAUGUGCUGUCAGACACCAUGGAUUGUGAUGCUAGGGACAUGGUGGUGCGGCGUAACGCGGAAGAAGUGCUAAAACGUGAUAUUUCGUGGGCAGAGCAUCUACAAUAUGGUGGUUACACUAUGCUCCGACUAAAAUCUGGAAAUAAUCUUAAUAUGGCACGUAUAGCAUCUAGUAAUGUAAAGGGUUUGUUGCUCGCGCAGGUACCGUUAUAUAAUGCAAAGGUGGCACAUUCCACUUGGCGACGAGAUAUUAACGAUGCAGAGUUGGAGCGACUCGAACAAGAAGACACAUGGCACUGGUGGAACAACUUUCGUUGGGCGGCAGACUUCAAUCCAAAAAUAAAAGUAGUACUCGAGUUAUGUGAAAGUGAUCGUCCAUCAUUGGAGGUUGUGCGGCGUUGGUUGGGAGAGCCAGUGGAAGCUGUAAUCGUGCCCUCCACCAUGUUCAUCUGCAAUCGUCAAAACUAUCCGGUGCUGCCAAAAGCGUGGCAAGAAAUUUUAUCUUAUUUUAUGCGCGCACGGGUAAACAUUAUCAUCUCCUCCGAUGUGCAUGACAACAGCUUAAAAUUAUAUUCUGAGUAUAUGCUGCGAUUUCAAGAAAUACACGCUGAUGUGCAUGAACUGCAGUCCUUCGAAGAUGUCUUGGAAGAGCCGCUUCAGCCUCUAUAUGACAACCUGGACUGCUAUACUUAUGAAGUAUUCGAAAAGGAUCCAGCAAAAUAUAAGCUAUACCAGGAUGCUAUCGAGCAGGCCCUCCUUGAUCGUGUGCCCGAUGCGGAAAAGAAACAAAAAUUGACUGUUAUAAUGGUGUUGGGCGCAGGACGUGGUCCAUUGGUGCGUUCGGCUUUAAAUGCUGCCGAAAACACUGGUCGAAAAGUGCGCGUCUACAUUAUAGAGAAGAAUCCCAACGCCAUACGCACCUUGACGGCUAUUGCGAAAAAAUUAUGGAAUAAUAAAGAUGUGCACAUCUUUUCCAAGGAUAUGCGUGAAUUUUCACCACCAGAACCAGCGGAUAUACUUGUGUCCGAACUAUUGGGUUCAUUUGGUGAUAAUGAACUAUCACCAGAGUGCUUGGAUUGCGCACAAAAAAUAUUAAAAUCCGAUGGCAUAAGCAUUCCAUGCAAAUCUACCUCUUAUAUUAAUCCAAUAAUGUCCUCGAAGUUAUUAAAUGGCGUACGUCAAGUUUUGCGUCAUGAGACUUUUGGUCGCCAAAAACAAGCCACCUAUCAUACACAUGCCGAAAGUGGUUUUGUUGUGUUACUUAAAAAUAUUUACAAUAUUGGUUUACCACAACCAUUAUUCGAAUUUGUACAUCCAAAUCCCCAGAAACCAAUCGACAAUAGUCGCUAUAAAGUUUUACGCUUCGAAGUGAUCAUGGAUUGUGUACUCACAGGCAUCGCGGGUUACUUUGACACCGUAUUAUAUAAGGACAUUAAAUUGAGCAUUAAUCCGGAAACACAUACGCCUGGCAUGUUCUCUUGGUUUCCUAUGUACUUUCCAUUCUCGGAACCUAUGGAUGUGAAGAAAGACCAAACAAUUGAAAUUCAUUUUUGGCGCUGCGUAACAAAGCAGAAAAUCUGGUACGAAUGGUGUCUGGCUUCGCCAUUCCACACACACAUACACAAUCACGGAGGCCGUUCAUGCCCAAUCUAUUGUACAUAGAGAGCUCGCUGCAGAAACGAAGUUAAAAAUGUUAAGAAUAGAAAUAAAAACAGGUUGACAAAUUUAAAACGAUUGUAGUUGUUUUCAAAUGGCCAUUGAAUUGAAUUUAUGUAUAACAUAUUGCAUAUUGAAAUUGACUAUUAACGGUCUGAAAGGGAAUGCCGAAGAAUUUCUUUAUGUUAAUAUGACUGCUAAAAUUCUGACAACAAAAUUACAUAUACUUUUGCCCCUAUUUCGCUGUACUUUUUGUAAAUGAAAUAUUCUAUUGAAUUGUACUAUCUUUAAUGAUUAAUUGCACAAUAAGUUACCAUAUUUUAUUGUACAGUUAAGGUAAUUUUAUUUAAUUUAUAUCUUAUUAUAUAAAAUUUAUUAAACAUAUGAUGUGUGGAAAUUGUAAGCAUAGCCAAUUUUCCAAUAAAAAUAUUUAUAUUAAAAAAAAAAA